AUGGAGGAGACCAGGAAAAAACAGGCUCUCAGGAAAUGUUAUAUGUUCAACCCGAUGCACUGGCUCAUGAAGUGGCUGCCUGGACCUCACAACAGGAUAUUCAGUCUGACACAUGAGAUUGUUGACUAUAUUGAGAGCAAGAUAACAGAACACAGAGAAACUCUCAACCCCUCAACACCAAGAGACUACAUCGACUCUUUACUUAUUGAAAUGGAAGUGAUUCAUGUUCAUGUUUCAUUUUCACUGUGCGCAGACAAAGUCCAGGCUGAGAUAGAUGUUGUGGUAGGUUCAUCUAGACAGCCCUCCAUGACUGACAUAGAGAACAUGACUUACAGUGAUGAAGUCAUCCACGAGAUUCAGAGAAUGGGUGACAUCCUAUCAUUUAAUGUGGCUCACACGACAAACAAGGACACCAAGCUCGACAAGUACACAAGCCCAAAGGGCACCAUGGUUUUACCCACACUGCACUCUGUCCUACAUGAUGAGUCCAUGUGGUAAACGCCACUCUCCUUCAACCCUCCACUUUUGGACCAGGAUGGUCAAUUCAGAAAGAGAGAGGCCUUCCUCCCCUUCUCCGCGGGUAAGUGUGUGUUUCUUUGGGAACAGCUUGCCAGGAUGGAGUUAUUUAUCUUCUUUACCUCCCUCCUUCAGAGGUUUUCUUUCAGGGCAGCUGCAGGAGAGCAGCCCUGUCUGGAGUACAAGCAGGGAGCCACUCACUGUCCCAAACCCUACUGCCUCGGUGCCGUCCCACAAUAGAGUCUCAUUCAUCCUCAGG
This is a messenger RNA of Hippoglossus stenolepis (Pacific halibut), 775 nucleotides long. Its product is annotated as cytochrome P450 2J2. Gene Ontology annotation, cellular component: cytoplasm; intracellular membrane-bounded organelle. Gene Ontology annotation, molecular function: heme binding; iron ion binding; oxidoreductase activity, acting on paired donors, with incorporation or reduction of molecular oxygen, reduced flavin or flavoprotein as one donor, and incorporation of one atom of oxygen. Lineage: Eukaryota; Metazoa; Chordata; Actinopteri; Pleuronectiformes; Pleuronectidae. Gene Ontology annotation, biological process: xenobiotic metabolic process. The record is from RefSeq and is a predicted model, not a curated record.